Phodopus roborovskii (desert hamster) is the source of this 444-nucleotide messenger RNA. It is a transcript of the gene Il9, whose product is annotated as interleukin 9. The record is from RefSeq and is a predicted model, not a curated record. Bases 1 to 444 code for a protein of 147 amino acids. NCBI's taxonomy places the organism in Eukaryota, Metazoa, Chordata, Mammalia, Rodentia, Cricetidae. The transcript is spliced from 5 exons.
AUGUCUGUGGCCUCUAUCCUUGCCUCUGCCCUGCUCUUUGGUUCUCUUAGUUCUGCGCUGGCCCAGAAAUGCAACACCAUGCUUGUGAUCAAAGACACCAGUUUCCUUCUUAAGGGGCUUCAGGAUGACCCACCCUCCAGAUGCAGCUGCAGCACCAACGUGACCGGCUGCUUGUGUCUUCCCAUCCCAUCUGGCGAUUGUACCUCACCAUGCUUCCAGGAGGGACUGUCACAGCUGACCAAUGCCACACAGAGAACACAAUUCUCAACCAUCUUCCAUCGGGUGAGGAGGAUGGUUGAAGGCCUAAAGAACAGCAGGUGUCCGUUCUUCUCCUGUGAGAAGCCAUGCAACCAGACCACAGCAGGCAAUACGCUGUCCUUUCUGAAGAGUCUCCAGGCAACGUUCCAGAAGGCAGGGGUGCAAGUGUCAAGACGCCGAGCAUGA